Molecule: messenger RNA, 1149 nt
Organism: Penicillium longicatenatum
Lineage: Eukaryota; Fungi; Ascomycota; Eurotiomycetes; Eurotiales; Aspergillaceae
Exons: 3
Coding region: 1-1149 (382 amino acids)
Biological process (GO): proteolysis
Molecular function (GO): serine-type endopeptidase activity
Source: RefSeq, a predicted model, not a curated record
AUGUCAGAAGGUUGGGAGGAGCGAGGGACAACGUCUCAGCAUAAAGCCAUCAUCAAGGCUUGUUUCAACCAAGAAAUCCUUCGUGGCUGUGAAGAUGCCGAUUCCCAACGGUCUGUUCUUCUCAAAGAAAUUGUUGUACCUCUUGAAUCGCUUUUCAGAUCCCAAUGGGAAGGGGAGGAGUCUCAAAUCCUACCCAUUGUGUAUCAAGAUGUGCCGGAAUCAUUGCAUGCUACCGAAAUGCUUCGUGUGCCUGUUUCGCAGCCUCUUCUGCCCCUUCAAAAUCCUGUACCAGAGCCAUUAGAAACUGGUACAACUAUGACAUUCUCGACCACAAACUCACCCUCUACCAAAUGGCUUGAAAGGAUUGACAAGGAAUUUUGUGCUCUUCUGCGUGCAAAAAAAGCAGAUCGAAAGUCUUACAAGCCGGUGAAAAUUGCAGUCCUCGAUACUGGAAUUCAUCCUCAGCAUUACAACAUCACCCACAUUACCGGUUACAAAGACUUCGCGAUUAGACAUGCCAGAGAUGAAUGGCAUGUUGAUAUCAUCACCAUUGCCUCGGGCUUUGACGAUUACCAUGACUGCAUCCGCGAUGAAAUCAUAUCAGAAACGCCAAAUCCGCCACUGAUAUUCUCUGCCGCUUCAAACUAUGGGAACAUGGGACCAAUCGCAUUCCCCGCUUCCAUGCGUCAAUGCGUUAUGUGCAUGUUCGCCAGUAACGGACAUGCAAAACCUACACAACUAUCCAUCAAUCCAUCUGCACGAGAGAGUGGGGGGUCGAACUUCGCCAUUCUUGGAGAGGAUGUAGAGGUGCGAUUCUGCGAUGCAGAGCAACCUCGUCGACAUAGUGGUACUUCGAUUGCAACAUUUAUUGGAGCCGCCACUGCGGGUGUCUUGCUUGACUUUUCUAAGCAGCCUGUCUGUCAACAGGUCGUCAAUCCGUGCCAUUUGAAAAAAAUUGGGGGGAUGUCUGCUGUCUUUAAAAAAAUGUCUGUUGAAGACAAUGGGUAUAAUUGCAUUACACCGUGGUCAUUACUUCGGGGUAUCCGGAUUCCCAACACUUCGCAUGCCUCUCUUGAAGACCCGAUGACCAUGAGGCAAAAAGAGCUGAGCAAGAAGAUUUCAAAUUUACUCAUAGAUGCAGGACUAUGA